AUGACGUAAAUAGUUAAUACGUGUGUACGUCGCAACCAAUAAAAAAAACUUGGUAGAAACAGAGAAAAUCUCGGUAAGCGGGACCUUUUAACCUGAAACAUUUUCGACUGACACACUUACGAGUUUGAAAGAAAGUAUGUCAACUUGUAUCGAUUGUUUAGUGAGAAAUUAGAUCAUUGAUCGAAAUGAAUUAUCAUCUGAAAAAAUUCACAUAGCAAAAAAUGCAGUGGUCAAUGAAAGCAAAUAGCAUCUUUAAUAUCCUGUGAAAUUAUAAAAUGCCGUUUAAGCUCAAGUUAAAGAAAAGCAGGCAAUAUAAUGUUGUGUCAAAAAAUCUUUGUGUUAUUUCUGUGGAGUUAUUAGACAAUACAACUGUUGAAUGCACUCUGUCUUCCCAGAGCAUUGGACAGGAAUGUCUACAUAAUGUUUGCCAGAGACUAGGUUUACAACAGCCAAUGUACUUUGGGCUUCGAUUUUUAUCAAAAAGAGGAACGUUCUGGUGGAUUGAUUUAGAAAGACCAUUAAAAAAACAAUUGGACAAAUAUGCACAAGAAUGUUGUUUAUAUUUGGGUGUUAUGUUUUUUGUAUCUGAUGUUAGCUUACUUCACGACGAAGUAACAAGAUAUCAUUAUUUUCUUCAAUUAAAGAAAGAUAUUAUUGAUGGAAAACUUCAAUGUAAUAAAGAACAAGCCAUCUUGCUAGCAAGUUAUAGUUUGCAAGCUGAAUUUGGGGAUCAUGAUCCAAAACGGCAUAGCAUAGAAUACCUCAGCAAUUUUGUUCUCUUACCUAAAAAUAUGAUAUCUGGGAAGGAGAAUCAGGAAGCAUUAAUGGAACAAGUCAUUAGUACUCAUAUCAGUUUGCAAAAUUUAUCACCUGCUAGAGCAGAAGUAUAUUAUAUAAUGGAAGCGCAACAGAUUGCUGGAUAUGGUCAAGAGAUAUUUCCUGGAAAAGAUUCAUCUGGAUUAGAACUCAUUAUUGGUAUAUCUUCUGCUGGCAUAACAGUUAAAUACCAAAAUAGUCAUUCUACAUUAUAUUUUAAAUGGCAAGAAAUAAUUAAUAUCAUUCAUCAUAAAAAAAUUUUUGGUAUAGAAUGUCACAAAACAUUGAAGCAAAUUCAAUUUCAAAUGGAGGAUUCACAUUUUGCUUCAUACGUAUGGAAAAUAUGUGUUAACCAGCAUAGGUUUUAUACUCAACAUGAAUCCACAAAAAGCACAGAAGCUAUUACUGAAGAAGAACCAGUUGAAGGUAUAAAUAAAAUAAAGAAUACUGAAACUAACUCGGUACCAGAAAACCUAAAUUAUGAAAAAGCAAAGUCUUCUGGUGACUUACAAGCAAGUCAAGAAUCAUUAGAUGAAUUAGGUGUCUAUCACACAGAAGGAAGAUAUAGUGAACGGGUACCUUUAUCGUGCGAAGAACAAUACAAGACUGUACCAGAUGAUAAUAAACUAGAGAAUCGGUCGUCUGUUCAAAUAUCCUCCAUGCCUGUUGAUUCUCUCCAGUCUCUCUCUUCUGGGAGCAACACAGGACCAAACGUUUUAUCUCAGAGUAGUUUAGGUUCAUUGACACAGCUAAAUGAAAAUACUACUGUAUCCUCAUUUAAUCAUCAAGGAGUUAAUGAUUUGGAAGCAAAGCAAAUUUUGCUUCCUUCAUAUCGUCAGGCACCUGAUUAUGAAACUGCUAUAAGACAAAAAUAUGGAGUAAAUAGUUCAAAUCUUGGUGAUAUUUCAACAUCUACUGUUUAUAAUGCAAUGCAUGUUAAUUCACCUGCCUUUGGAGAAAAUGAUUCUUCCCAUCCUUAUAUUUCUUAUUACAAAAAUUAUGUAGAAACAAUGCAAAUAGAACAAUAUUCUCAAGAUGGAAAUAUUGCUGAUAGUUCUGUAACAACAAAUCAUUAUGAUCAUUCUGCACUUCAUGCUCUUCUUUUGUCCCCUACACAUACUUACAGUACACCAGAACUUACAUCCAAGGGAUUGGCAUCAGAUAAUCCUAAUAAUCAUACAGCUUCAAAUAUGCAUAUUUAUUAUCAAUAUAAACCACCUCCACCAUAUCCUUAUGGUCAAAGGUCUAGUUCAAGUACUCCAGAUUUAACAAGAAAUGUUCAGGGAGGAAUCAAUCAAAACUUGGUUUUAAGUCAUAACUUAGAUUCUGCAUCUAAUUCUCAAUUAUCAGAUCAACAAAAUCGAAUGGGUUCCGAACCAACUAUUUAUCCUCAAAAUUCUUCUUCUGUACCUACUAGAAACUGUCAAAGUUUUACUUAUAGUGAAAUUACUUCAAAAACUCAACUGAAUGAUCAGUCAAAUUUAAUUUCACCAACAUAUUAUCUAGCUGGAAACAACUUGCAAGUAAGAGAGAAUAUUGAAGCAUCCAAUUCCACAACUAUAUUAAAUACAGAUAUAUUGUAUAAUUAUGUUAAUCAAAACAUGAUGAUGCAACAUACUAAUCAAACAAAUGAUAUAAAUGAAUCUAGUGUAGCCCACGAACAUAUUGAACAGCCAAAUAAUUCUCUAUGGAAUAUUCCACCUGUGCUGACUGAUUCUGAUCAUCAAAAACAUACAUUUACACCUAAUUUAUAUCAAUGUCCAGAAAUAAAAGGGCAAGAAGCUAACGUAAUUCAUCAUGCACAGUGGAAAAAUUAUAGUCAUCCAAAAAUUACUACUAUACAAGAAUCAGAAAGUACACCCGAUACAUCACAAGAAGAAUGCAGUCAUGCCAUGGGUCCAAUGCUAGUAGCUGCCAUGAAUGGUCUUGCAUUAUCCCACCCCGAUAUAAUUUUAACUCAGGAAGAAGAAAACAAAAAGCCAAGAGAUGCAAGGGUACAGCAACUUGAAAACAGAUUGGCAGAGGGACAAGUUUUUUUAGAGUUUGAACAAAUCAUAAAGAAGAAACCUAUAGAUGAUUUCAGCACAGCCAUUCUUCCAGAGAAUCUCGGCAGAAAUAGGUUCAAAGAUGUUUUACCGUACGAAGACAAUCGUGUGCGUAUUACACCAAAUAAAGAAAAUCGUACUGGAUACAUAAAUGCAUCUCACAUUGCAAUAACAGUUGUUGGAACACAGAAAUUUUAUAUUGCAGCUCAAGGUCCAUUAUCCACAACUGUUCAUAGUUUUUGGCAAAUGAUUUGGGAACAUGAUGUUAAUAUUAUAGUUAUGCUCACAGAAAUAUGGGAGCAAGGCAGAGAAAAAUGUUUUCCAUAUUGGCCUCAAGAUAAUGAUUCCAAUAAUAAAUUACAGAUUGGAGAGUUUCAGAUUCUCAGGAAUUCAAGUAUAUCUUCUCCUACAUUUGUAACUAGUUCUCUUACUGUAAAUCAUAUGAUAUCUCAUAGUCAACGUUCAGUUUGGCAUAUACAAUAUACGGAUUGGCCUGAUCACAGUUGUCCUCAAAAUUUGCAAGGUUUUCUUGGUUUUAUGGAAGAAAUUAAUGCAGUAAGGAGAAUGGCAAAUAAAAGUCAAACUCCAGGUAGAAGAACUAAUUCUCCUAUUGUAGUUCAUUGUAGUGCUGGUGUUGGAAGAACCGGAGUUGUUAUUUUGUGUGAUAUCAUGCUUUUUGCUUUGGAUCACAAUGAGGUAAUUGACAUGCCAAAAGUUUUAACGGAGUUAAGAUUACAAAGAAUGUUGACUGUUCAGACAAUCGCUCAAUACAAAUUUGUGUAUACUGUACUCAUACAGUAUCUGAAAAAUGCUCGGCUCAUUUAAAGAUGUCUACGUAGCUUCUACGUUUAAUUCAAUAUUUGAAUUUUUCAUCAGUUAUACUUGCAACAAAAAUUUACAUAAAUGUGUGGAGCUUCAUUUUUUACAACUGUUUUGAAAAUAUUUUUAUUAGUAUUAUUUGUAAGUUAAUUUAUAAAUGUUUAAUUCAGCUCUAGUAUGUAAACUAGAUCUUUAGCAAUGAGCUACCAAUAUGUUUUAUAUAAAACAAAUGUGUGUUAUUUGGGUUCAAUUUUUUAACCAAUGGACAAUUUUGCCGAUUUAAGAAUGUACAUUAUCUAUUUAAAAUUUUAUUCUUUUUAUAAAAAUUUGUGUUUUGGGUUAAAGAAAAUUAGGUAUAUGAAUUUUCAUUUAGAGCAGAAAGUUUUAUAAUGUAUACAGAACUGAUGACAAAAAAUUUGAUAUUUCUGAUCAACAAAGGAAAUUUGUGAAUAAAUGUAUACUUGUGCCAAAAAGUUUCAUUGUAGAAAGCAACAUACCAAUGAAUUUAUUAUACCCAACUUGGCUUUAUGAUAUAUCUGAACAAUGUCAUUGAAUGCAGUAUGUUACAAGAAAUAUGUAUGCAAUCUCUACAUGAAUUGGAUUGAGAAUUUACUUCUCUUAUUAGUAGAAGCAAGAAAAAUCAAAUGAUUGUCUUUUAAGUUAAAAAUUAAGAACUGUACUCAGUACAAUUUAAAUCUACUUUUCUAUAUUGUGUAAAGAAAUUAUAAAAUGUUACAAAAGUUUAAAUGAACUUUUGCUAUUAAUUCUAAGAAUAAUACAUAUGUAAAUUAUCAGUUUUUGAGCAGAUAUGCAUGUAAACUCAUUUUAGAUUAAGCAAUUAUGAGUGUAUCAUUCUAAUUUAAAAUUAUUUAACAAGUUGAUUGUCACAUUGUUAGGUUAUCAGUGAUACUGAAUAUGUAUAUGUAUAUGUCAAUCAGACCUGUUUAAUGCUAUCAUUAGCAUCUUUGUAUGACUUGAUACAUAAAGAAACAAUAAUUUGAAAUUUUUAAUGUAUUUUUAUGAACAUCCUCAUAAAUAAUGCCAUUAAAGAGAACAUCUUUAAAUGGAUAAAUUAUUUUUAUUCAAUAGUUUAGACAUUUGAUUAUCAGUCAAUAACAAUUUUUGCAUCAAUAGUAUUUUAUUGUAUAGCUAGUUAGUAUUUAUAUUAUUUAU
Messenger RNA from Centruroides sculpturatus (bark scorpion), 4853 nucleotides. It is a transcript of the gene Pez, whose product is annotated as tyrosine-protein phosphatase non-receptor type 21-like. Gene Ontology annotation, molecular function: protein tyrosine phosphatase activity. The record is from RefSeq and is a predicted model, not a curated record. The transcript is spliced from 22 exons. Gene Ontology annotation, cellular component: cytoskeleton. The coding region runs from base 276 to 3686 and encodes 1136 amino acids. Lineage: Eukaryota; Metazoa; Arthropoda; Arachnida; Scorpiones; Buthidae. Gene Ontology annotation, biological process: protein dephosphorylation.